Messenger RNA from Oncorhynchus kisutch (coho salmon), 4671 nucleotides. Its product is annotated as SLIT and NTRK-like protein 1. Gene Ontology annotation, biological process: positive regulation of synapse assembly; axonogenesis. Gene Ontology annotation, cellular component: postsynaptic density membrane; glutamatergic synapse; GABA-ergic synapse. NCBI's taxonomy places the organism in Eukaryota, Metazoa, Chordata, Actinopteri, Salmoniformes, Salmonidae. Bases 128 to 2227 code for a protein of 699 amino acids. The record is from RefSeq and is a predicted model, not a curated record. Gene Ontology annotation, molecular function: protein binding. The transcript has a single exon.
AAAGGACUGUCGCCUUUUCUUUUAGACCCCUCGGUCUAUCUUUUGGGGGAUAAACUGGACUAAAAAACAUUGAUUCAACAGCUCGUUUUCAUGUCUUGAAAUCGGGGAUGAAUUGUUUGUAUUGAAAAUGCUGCUUUGGAUUGUCUUGCUGAAGGCGGCUCUUUGUGUGGCCAUUGGAAAUGUUACAAGGGACAUUUGUAAGGAACAGAUAUGCUCCUGCAAUGAGAUUGAAGGCGAUUUGCACAUUGACUGCGAAAAAAGGAGCUUUACUAAUCUGCACCAUUUGACUGGUCCCAGUUCCCAGUUUUAUCACUUGCUAUUGCAUGGGAAUUCUUUAUCCAGGCUUUUUCCCAAUGAGUUUGCUAACUUUUACAAUGCCGUAAGCUUGCAUUUGGAAAACAACGGUUUGCAUGACAUUGUCCCUGGUGCUUUUCUGGGACUGCAGCUCGUGAAAAGGCUCCACAUAAAUAAUAACAAGAUACGGUCAUUUAGGAAAAGCACCUUCCUUGGUUUAGAUGACUUGGAAUAUCUUCAGGCUGAUUUUAAUCUAUUGAGAGACAUUGACCCGGCCGUGUUCAGGGACUUAAAUAAACUUGAAGUGUUAAUUCUAAAUGAUAACCUCAUCAGUGCACUACCUAUAAAUGUUUUUCAACACGUUCCCAUCACCCACCUCGACCUGCGAGGGAACCGAAUCAAAACGGUGCCUUAUGAGGGAGUUCUCGAACAAAUACCGGGCAUUGCGGAGGUUUUAUUGGAGGAUAACCCCUGGGACUGCAACUGCGACCUGGUUUCCCUGAAGGAAUGGCUGGAGAAUAUACCGCAGAACGCGCUUAUCGGCCGGGUGAUCUGCGAGGCUCCAACGCCACUGCAAGGGAACGACUUGAACGAGACAUCGGAGAUGGAUCUGUGUCCUUCAAUAAAAAGUGGUGCUGACGAGAGUUUAGUUGCACCUCCUACCCAAGAGGAGACCUCUGUACCUGGGCCCGUUCCAACGCCUUAUAAAGCUAGUGGUGAUCCUGGUUCCCCAACCCCAGGGAAUGGGCAAAAGGGACGCUCUAAAUCGCACUGGCAGUUGAAAACGAAGCCCACAUCUAUGACAGGUGUGAAUGGGGAGAGAGAGCAGCUGCAGAUUGUGCAGAACGCAUCAUGUCCUGUGCCAUGCAGCUGCAAGCUCAUUGGAUCCAGGCAGGGGUUAGGGGUUAACUGCGAGGGCAAGAAGAUAGAGAGCUUGGCUAACCUAAAACCGAAACCCAUCACUGCGCACGAAUUAAACAUGAGAGAUAACAACGUCCAUGCUAUAAAAAAGAACCAUCUCAAUGGCUAUUCAAGUCUGAAUCUCCUUGAUUUGGGUGGAAACAACAUCAAAUUGAUAGACAACAGCACUUUUCAAAACCUCACCGAAUUAAGAUGGUUGUACAUGGAUAAGAAUUACCUGGAUACGCUCAUUGCGGAAAUGUUCAUUGGACUUCAAAAUCUGGAAUAUCUCAGUUUGGAAUAUAAUGACAUACAGCUGAUACUGGCAGGCACAUUCAGCCCUCUGCCUAAUCUGCGAGUGCUUUUCCUCAACAAUAACUUGCUGAAAGCGCUACCUGUGGAUGCUUUCCUUGGAGUGUCUUUAUCAAAGAUUAGCUUGCAUAAUAAUUAUUUCACAUAUCUCCCUGUCGCAGGGGUCUUAGAUCAACUCAAUUCGAUCAUACAAAUUGAUUUGCAUGGGAACCCUUGGGAUUGCUCGUGUAAUAUUGUCCCUUUCAAACAGUGGACGGAGAAACUGGGGGCAGAUGUGAUCGUUAGUGAUCUCAAGUGUGAGUCCCCAGAAGAGUUCUGGAAAAGGGAUUUCCGUCACGUCCGAAAUGAUCUGAUGUGUCCCAAGUUGUAUGAUAAAGUCUACCCCACCUCUCUCUCCAAAAACAGCACCUUCACCGCAGACACGGGUACGCGCUCGAACUCCUAUGUGGAGCCGAACAGGGUAUCCAUCUCUGUACUAGUCCCUGGGCUACUACUGGUAUUUGUCACGUCUGCGUUCACUGUUGUAGGGAUGCUUGUCUUCAUUUUGCGGAAUCGCAAGAGAUCAAAGCGGAGGGAUGGUAAUUCCUCUGCGUCAGAGAUCAAUUCCUUGCAGACAGUGUGCGACUCGUCUUAUUGGCAUAGCGGGCCUUACCAUGCGGACGGGGGCGCGCAAAGAGGGUUUGACUGUAGCGCCCAUUUCUCCACCACAAAUGAUGCGUAAAACGACUAUUGACAAUUAAACCUGGAAUACAAACAGACAGACAAAUAUACUGCGUUCUCUUGACACAAUGGCAAUUGAAGAAAAAUAAACAAAUGCUAUGUUACGAAGCUUCUUCAUUCGCAUUUUGUCGGAGAUAGACCAUUUUUUGUUUGCUCCAGUUGACUGUGGUGCCAAUGAGUUUGCUACAGAACCAACUGUAAUAUAUGUAUAGACCGCCCCCCCGCCCCCGAAUCCCAGUACAGCUAUUUGCCGCAAUCAGACUGACGAUCUGAGAGAGAAGAAUCGGGAAAUUGUGCACGAGCGCAUGAAUGUAAUGUAAAUAACUGACUAUCAGAUCUGCAUGAUUUCGCAUGGUUUCAACACACACUGGGGAACCAUACCAUAAGUAACGAAGAAGCCAACUCGACCCUUCUUUCAUGUUGUCAAUAUGAAUAUAUACAGUAUAUAUAUGCAUAUAAAACUAUAUAUGAAUAUAUACAAAGUGCCAUUUCUCAAUUUUUUUGUGAACUGCGUUAUAGGAUUUGUAUUUGUUGUUUUAAAACGGUAAAAAAACGGAAAAAGAACACAUUGGGACGAAAAAGAAGAUAAACGCUGUCCACGCAUGUUCUUUUUUGUUUGUUUUAUCAGUUGAUUGUCGAUAAAUAUCGGGGUUAUUUAUAAUUGGUGCAGAUCUCAUCAUAUCUGCACAUUCAGCUCUUUAUGAAUGUAUAAUGUGUUAUUUUAUGGUGUGCCAAUUGUUGAAUUUCAGAUAUUCGGGAUGCAGGUGAGCAUGACCAAUUAACGUCACUCAUGGUUAUGCUGCAAGGUUAAUGUAGCUAAAAACAGUUCGUGGUUUUGUGUGUUAAUGACUAUAGCCUGCUUUGGGGGAGAGGAGAAGGCUUUACCGAAUUAUAUGGUUUUUUUUCUAACUGCAUAUUUUUUCAAAAUUAAAAUGUUUUCAAUGGAAGUAAUGGUAUGUGCAGUUCGAUCUAUGUACAGAGCGCAGGUAGACUAAAAUGCUUUUUUAAUGUAAAAAGUAUUCCUCCACAAAGCGUAGGCUAUGAUUCACCUCCAUUUAUGUGAGCUUUUGUAAAGCCAUCUAUUGUGUCCAAAUAUGACAAAUGGACUUACAUUUUUUUUUAACUAACGUGCUUAAAAUAGAUUGGGCAAUGGUCAGUUUGCAUACAGUAAAAAAUGACAUAAAAACACGUCUUAACAAUCGACAGUAUUAGUCUGAUGCCAUAGGGAAGACAUGGCAGGAUCACCGCAUUACUCUAGACGAGGAAACUCACGAUGUCGCUGUUGUUGCAUCUUCUCCAUUGGAGGGAGGGCUGAGGUAUAGGUGUUUUGCAAGAGGGCGUUUUGGAAUAGGAAUUUUAUCUUGAGAUGUUAAUUUAAUCGGGUGUGAAUGGGCAAUGUUGCAUUAAGAAACAUAUAUAUUCUUCAAUAUUAGAAGUGUUCAGCAGUCGGUCUGUUGCCCAAUGCUAUGACAUUUUACUGAACAACUAUAGUGAUAUCAAGAUGAUGAUUACAGUGUACAAUAAUGGUUAGCAUUAAACGUGAUAUUCUGAUAAUCCAUUCAAAUUGAUCAAUGUCACUGAUUCUGCAGUAAAACGGUACAGAUCACACGACUGUGAAAUGUUUUGGUUUUAUAUGAAUACUCUGUAAAUUCAAGCACUGAAUUAGUUUUGUUCAUACUGGUUUUUAUUUUUCAUUAGGAUCAGGUCCACCAAUGUACCCACUGUUUUUAAUGUUCUUAUAAAUAAGCAUAUGUGCAUAUAUGUGCAUAUAUAUGUCAAUAAGGCAUUACAAGUCAGACAUGCACUGGCCUGCAAAAGGUCAAAGUGCUCAGAGCCAGUUCAAUAUCAAACAUGUCUCCACCCUGUCUGAUUCAUCAUUUAUCUUAAUACAGCAACAAGCAUUUCCCCCAGGCCUUUUUAACACUGUGGACUGAUAGACUAUAUGGUUAGCUGUGUGACUGCAUUAGCAGAACAAUGUUCAUUGUCGAGUGUCUGGGCUGUGUGUGUGUGUGUGUGUGUGUGUGUAUGUAUGCAUUUAAAUAAUUCAAAUGAUUGAUUAAAUGUGUGUGCAUGUGCACUAGUGUCUGUCUACAUGUGUGUGUCUGUCUGUAUGCUCACACACUCACCCCCCCCCCCCCCCCCCCCCCCCCCGCCAACCCAUCACUAAAUGUAACCAAUCACAUAGGCUGACCUUGGGGAGUAUUAUCUUAGCAGGUCUUUGGCAACAACAGUGCUGUCCAUCACUUCAGACUCGAGUCUGUUGGUGUAUUGCUUCAAAGGGUAAUUAUCAGUCUCUGCUGUGGAACGUUUUACCAUGGCUCAUGAAUUAUUGGUCAUAUCUCAACGCUGUGUCCCAGAGUUACAUUUAUAUGCUUUACUACAUUUGACCUGCUUCUAUUUUGUUAAAUAAAACGUGGUUGAGGUUGAGUGAAAUCUAUGCGUCUC